AUGGGCAAAGUCCUUUUGGCCAUCGUGGCCGCCGUUUUCGGCGUCAGCCUGUUUUUUGUGUUGAAUCGACCAGCUACAAAGUUGAACUUCCCCAAGAACGGAUAUUAUGGCACGGGUGAGCCAAAGAACGACGACACCAGCAUCAAUCCUUUCAAGAUUCAGGUCUCGGACAAGGAUAUUAAUGUAGGUGGAGGUUUUGAGGGAUUUUUGGUUGUUGUUUGGAUUGUUGAGGUUGAAUUGGUAGUUAUAAGAUAGAGGAGAAAGUGGGGAUUAUUUUAAUGUAAAAUACGUUAUGGAAAAUGUUUUUAAAAUGUAAAUAUGAAAGGUUUCCUGAGAAACAUCAAAAUUUUGCGGAUAUUGACAUAGGUGGUUGUUUUGAAAUAAAUCAUAUUUAUUAUGUUUCUGGCUGUCAUAAAUUAUUCUUUAAUAGAUAGUGAUGAGUCUAAAGAUACUUUUAGGUGUGAGAUAACGUAAAUACGAUAUAUUUUAAUAUAGUUUUUGAACUGUUUUGGCUACCAACAUCAAAAUUUAGAAACUAAAAAGAUAGGUAUAGGUGGAUGUUUUGAGGAAAAUGUGUUGAAUUUUUAAACGAAUGUCAAAUAAAAUGUUAGUAAUAAGAUAGGCAAGGUUUUACUGUGCCUUUUUUUGGAUUUAAAAACCUUGUUUUAGGACCUAAAAGAGCGUCUGAAGAACGCGCGUGUUGGGCACGAAGGUCUGGAGGAUGUUCAAGAUUUUAACUACGGAUUCAAGAAGACAACCCUGAUGCAAUGGCGUGAUUACUGGAUGAACAAGUACGAUUGGCGUAAAGCUGAAGCUCAAUUGAAUGCUUUUCCUCAAUUUACGACUCAAAUUGAAGGUCUGAAGAUUCAUUUUAUUCACGCUAAAGCUGCUUCUGGCUACAAGAAGGUGGUACCACUGCUACUUGCUCAUGGCUGGCCUGGUAAUGUCUAUGAGUUCUAUAAGAUCAUACCAAUGUUGACUGAUCCUAAGAAGCACGGAUUUGGAGGAGAAGUCGCGUUUGAAGUGGUUGCUCCGUCUAUGCCUGGUUAUGGAUGGUCUGAGGCUAGUCACAAGUCUGGUAAGGGGUUUUCCAUGUAGAAAUGGCACUGCAUAUGGUUGGAAAGAAAGUUUCUGCAAUUUUUCGUUGUGUAAAGAAAGUUCUUGCCAUUUUUUGUUUUGUAAAGAAAGUUCUUGCCAUUUUAUACUUUUUAAAGGAAGAUCUUGUCAUUUUGAGCUUUGUGAAGAAAGUUUUUGCCUUUUCCCAAUAUUAAUGAUUUUUACGGACCGUUUCACAAAUUUUCACCCUUUUCAGGAUUGUCCGCCUUCGCCGUGACCAGAAUUUUCAAAAAGCUCAUGACCGACCGCCUGAAGUUCCCCAAGUUCUUAGUCCAAGGUGGAGACUGGGGAUCACUCGUGGCUAGCGCCAUGGGCAAACUUUACCCCGAAUCCCUGAUUGGAGUCCACUUUAAUAUGGCAUUCAUAGCUAGCGGAGCUUCGAAUUUCCUAAAAAUGAUCGCUGGCUCAUAUUACCCAUCGCUGGUGUUCGAGGACAAGACUUUCAGCCAGUACUCGUUGAAGAAGAUGUUGUUGUUCAUGGUGAAGGAGAGUGGUUACAUGCACAUUCAGUCCACAAAGCCUGACACUGUUGGAGUGGGCUUGAACGACUCGCCACUUGGAUUGUUGGCUUAUGUUGGCGAGAAGUUCAGCACCUGGACUGAUCCAACCUUCGUGAACAAACAGGAUGGAGGAUUGGAGAAGUAUUACACCAAGGAUGAGGUAUUGACCAUCAUUUCCAUUUACUGGUUCAAUCAGAAUAUUCUCGCUUCUCAACGAUUGUACAAGGAAACUUUCGGCGAUCCACAUUACUUGGCCUUCUCAAGGUAGGUUUUGAAGGUUAGCGGCCUGCUGUCUGAAAAUGGGGUAGGGUAAUAUAAGGUAAGGUAGGGCUAAGUAGGGUAGAGUUGGUUGACGUAAGGUACCUUCAGGGGACAUGUUAUACGAAUGCUGUAAAGAUUUGGCCAUUUUUUGCCUUGUAAAGUAGACAUGAGCAACGGGCCGGGCCUAACUUUCAGGCCCGGCCCGUUUUUGAUUUUGCUCAGGCCCGGCCCGGCCCGAAGGUAGGGCCCGGCCGGGCCGGCCCGUUGCUCAUGUCUAUUGUAAAGAAAGUUUUUGCCAUUUUUGUUUUGUAAAGAAAGUUCUUGCCAUUUGCCAUUUUUUGUUUUGUAAAAAAAGUUCUUGCCAUCUUUUGUUUUGCAAAGAAAGUUCUUGCCAUUUUUUAUUUUCUAAAGAAAGUUCUUGACAUUUUUUGUUUUGUAAAAUACGUUUCUUCUUCCGUCGAUAAAAAAAAUUCGAGUUUUAAAAUUUCGAAUUUUCAGUGCCUACUGCUCAGCCCCAACCGGCUUCGCCCAUUUCCCUAACGAUUUGGUCCAAACUCCGCACGAACUGCUUCUGCCCGGCUACAACCUGACCCACUACACUUAUUUGGAAAACGGCGGCCAUUUCGCGGCCUUCCAGUUCCCAAAACAGCUGGCCACGGAUGUUAUCAAGUUCACUAAGUCCAGAGUCUUCUAA
Molecule: messenger RNA, 2571 nt
Organism: Bursaphelenchus okinawaensis
Lineage: Eukaryota; Metazoa; Nematoda; Chromadorea; Rhabditida; Aphelenchoididae
Source: the annotation of a GenBank genome assembly